Messenger RNA from Fusarium odoratissimum NRRL 54006, 675 nucleotides. RefSeq lists its product as uncharacterized. The transcript is spliced from 2 exons. Gene Ontology annotation, cellular component: nucleus. Lineage: Eukaryota; Fungi; Ascomycota; Sordariomycetes; Hypocreales; Nectriaceae. The record is from RefSeq and is a predicted model, not a curated record. The coding region runs from base 1 to 675 and encodes 224 amino acids.
AUGUCUCACUGCCAUGAUGAACAUUCUGGCCACGGCCACGACCACGAUCAUGAGCAUGAUCACUCCGACGACAUCACACCAGCAGUGCAGUUCUCACUCUACAGUCAAAUCAACUUUGAUCAUAUUGUCACUCUGAACGAAGCCCAGCGAGAUGCUGGUCAGACCAUCGUUAAGAAGACGUGGCAAGAGAGACUCAGCGUUGAGCCUGAGCUAGAGAGUGACGUUGAUGAGCAGCUUCUCAUGACAGUGCCAUUCACGGCCCAAAUCAAGCUUCACUCCAUCCUCAUCCGCACAUCCCCCUCAGCCUCAGCCCCCAAAACCCUCCAUCUCUUCAUCAACCGAGACGAUCUCGAUUUUGCAGCCGCCGAGGAGUCAGACCCUAUUCAAACUCUCGAGCUCUCUCAGACAAGCGAUCUGCAAGAGAUUCCCGUGAAGAGAGCCCUGUUUGGAAAGGUGCAGCGGCUGGUGCUCUUCUUUGCGGACAACUUUGGCGACGGUGAUGAGGAUGUUACCCGAAUCUCGUACCUGGGCUUCAAGGGUGAAUGGACUCAACUUGGACGAGCGCCUGCGAAUAUCAUCUACGAGGCUGCUGCUAACCCGGGAGAUCAUAAACUCAAGGGUACGAGUGUGAAUCAGAUGGGGAGCGGUAUUGGAGGGAGGGGUCCUGGAGUUUAG